GAUCGGUGCCGCGGCCAAUGAUCGGCCAACCGACCGCGAACGCCGCGGCUGUGGCGCUGACCGUGGCGAUCGUGGCCGUGGUCGCGCUGUGCACACCUGCCGCGUUUGCGGCCACGCUCACGCGGGUCGUGCAGACCCGGUACGGCAAGCUUCAGGGCGUGGUGCGCACCGUGGACGUGGCCGACUCCGCGGCCGCCACCGUCGACACGUUCCUGGGCGUGCCGUACGCCACUCCGCCCGUCGGCUCCAAUCGGUUCGGACCCACACGCACCCCGUCGCCCUGGGACGGCGUCCGCAUGGCCGACACCCCGGGCCCCGUGUGCCCGCAACGCUUGCCCGACGUGUCCAACGAGACGGCAGCACUAAACCGCAUGCCCGUGGGCCGGCUCGUCUACCUCAAACGUCUGUUGCCGUACCUGCGCAACCAGUCCGAAGAUUGCCUGUACUUGAAUAUCUACGCCCCGUCCCAAGGAAGUAGAAUUAUCCGCAAGUAUCCCGUACUGGUUUUCAUACAUGGAGAGUCGUAUGAGUGGAAUUCCGGAAACCCAUACGAUGGCCGAGUGUUGGCCAACAACGCAGAAUUAGUUGUUGUCACGUUAAACUACAGGCUCGGCAUAUUAGGAUUUUUAAACGCCAACGGUUCGCCUAACUCAAGAGCCCGUGUGGCCAACUACGGUCUCAUGGAUCAAAUAGCUGUGCUCCAUUGGGUGCAGCAGAAUAUCGCGCUAUUCGGCGGUGAUCCGGAGAACGUCUCUCUGAUGGGUCACGGGCCCGGAGCCGCUUGUAUAAAUUUCUUAAUGAUAUCGCCGACCGUAGUUCCAGGACUUUUCCGUCGAGCGAUACUGCUGUCGGGCUCGGCACUGAGCAGCUGGGCUCUGGUCGAGGACCCUGUGUCAUACGCACUGGACCUGGCCAAACAGGUGAAUUGUACAACUGAUGGGACCGGAAACAACCCGGAACCAAUCGUGGAUUGUUUGCGGGAAGUGCCUCUAGAUAUGUUGAUGUCUGCCGGCGUUGCGUUACCCACGUACCUAAGCGCGUUUGGACCUAGCGUUGACGGAGUGGUGGUCAAGAGCAAUUAUCAGGAAGAUGUCAUCACAAAUUUACUGCCUGAAUUUGAUGGGUACAGUGGGUCCAGCGUAGCUUUUGGUGCCCGCAAGUUUCAAAAAUUCGAAUUUGGUAGCGGCAUUAACAAGUAUGACCUGCUGUUUGGCGUUGUCACGAGCGAGGCGCUUUGGAGGUUCAGCUCCAAUGAUAUACAGGCUGGCUUUGAAGGAGAGCGCCGAGAUAAGAUCUUGCGCACGUAUGUUCGAAAUGCAUACAGCUAUCACCUGUCCGAGAUAUUUUUCACCAUCGUCAACGAGUACACAGACUGGGAACGGACUGUCCUACACCCAAUAAACACCAGGGACGCGACGAUUGCGGCGCUCAGUGACGCCCAGUACGUUGCACCUCUGGUGCACACCGGUGACAUGCUAAGUCAGCCGAAGACACCGGCCACCGACGACCUCAACAAGGAUCGGAGGACCAAAUCAUUUUUCUACGUAUUUGACUAUCAGACCAGGGACGGCGACUAUCCACAGAGAAUAGGUACUGCUCAUGGAGAAGAACUUCCAUAUAUGUUCGGCGCCCCGAUGGUAACUGAUGGUAUGAAUCAUUUUUCCAGAAAUUUUACAAAAGCAGAAGCUUUGUUGUCUGACGCUAUGAUACUCUACUUGGGAAAUUUUGCAAGAACUGGGGAUCCCAACGAUCACGAUGAUAAGCCAGAUUCCGGAUCCAAAGAGCGAAACAGGUUUCGAAGCGUCACAUGGGAUGAAUAUGAUCCAGUGCAUCAAAAAUAUUUAGAAAUAAGCAUGAAGCCCCGUAUGAAGAACCAUUUCCGGGCGCACCAGCUGUCCGUGUGGUUGCGGCUCAUACCGGAACUGCACCGGGCCGGCAUGGAGGACGUGAUGCUGCGGCAUAACCUGUUCCGGAACCACGAUGACGCAGAACUGUACGAGGGCGUGGUGAGGCCAGACCCGCUGUCCAGGCGGGCGCCGCAGCGGGCCACGGUAAACCGAUUCACGGCAAAUGGCACGGUGGCCGAAGUGGUGCAGUCGCUGACCACCACGAGUCGGCCACAAUGGCCGGUGGCGGAAACGACCACGUGCCUGCCGCCGGCGCGCGGCCCGAACGCGGCCAACGCGUCUACGUCGGCCGAGGACGCGCUGGCCACGCUGGGCGCGGCUGGUUACGCAGCCUACUCGACGGCGCUGCACGUGACCAUCGCGCUUGGUGUGUCGUUGCUAGUGCUCAACGGCCUAUUGCUGGUGAUCAUAUGUUACCAGAAAGACAGGUUCAAAUGUCUGCAACACGACCAACAGCACCAACACCAGCAGACGAUCGGCGGCCAGGAGGACUCGGUUAGGUACAAGGCGGCCGCUGUGCCGGACGACAGGCAGUCGGCCGUGGUGGCGGUGGACAAGGUGGGUGGUUACGACGGGCGCCACCACCAUCUGCAGCAGCACCACCAUCCGCCGGGGCAGCAGAUGCACUUGGGUGCGAACGCCGUGGCCGUGGACAUGGAGCAGAGGCAUCACCACCAUCACGGGGCCGGCGGCCACCAUCCGCACCACCACAUGCAUCACCAUCACGUGCCGACCACCGUCGGGGGACAACAUUCUGUGCCGCCGUCGCAGACGACUACGACCGCGACGGCGACGACGACCGCGCAACAGCAGCAGUUGUCGGCGGCCACAGCGGCGGUGCGCGUGGCCGCCGGACACGACAUGACGUUCCCGAAAGCGGUCAAACCGUCAUCCAGACUGCUGCACGACCACCAGAUGAUGGGCGGGGGUGGCUGUCCCCCCAACGGGUCGUUGGUGCACGGCACACUGCCCAAACCUCCGCCGCCGCCAAGGUCGUCGGUGGGAGUGCAGUCGCAGGAGUCGCAGCCGCUGCUCGUGCAGCAGGGCGUGGGCAUUGGUCAGAUGCCCAAAACCGGUACGCUCAAGAUGCCCGUGGCCGCCAUGAGUGAAAUGAGGGUCUGACCGUCGCUCCUGUCUAUCCUGCUGCACCUGCAUUCGCCGUGUUCGUGCUGACCAGCGCAGUCCGCGCAGUGUAUGAAAGAAAUGCAACGGUUGUUAUAUGUCGCCGUUGUGGUCCUGGUCGUCCGUGCGAUUCCGUGUGUUAUAAAAUAGGAUAUCGCUAUCUAUUCGGCAUUAAGUAUGAAUAACACUAGCGGCUUGAAAAUAAUACCGAGGUUAAACAUACUUCCGGGUGGCCCUCCUCCAACGCGAUGCGCCGUGCCGAACGACGCUACUAGUCGAUACGCGUGUUAUGCGUAUAAAUUCGUACCACGGGCUCUGAUACCUUAUACCUCUGUUCGCGAUAUCAUUACCAUGUAAAUAAUAAUAGAGAUAUUAUAUGACAUAUUUAAUCGUUUAUUCCGAUACACAUUAUUAUCAUAUUACGCGCAUUAUUCGUCACUGUCGUACAUAGAAAACGGUGUUGUAAUGUUAUUAUUUAUUAUAUCGUUUUGUUUGUUAAGUAUAGAAUAGUAUUAUUAUGCUAUUAUUCUGAUAGAAUAUGUAUAGUAUAAGCGAUUGCGUUUGACUGUAAAACUUAACGGUUUUAUAGUCUUAUUCUCACUGUAAUAUUUGUAACCACGUCAAAAGUCUUAUGCUGAGUGAGCAACGGUGGCUAAUAUGGUCAGAUCGUCAGACACGAUGUUAUCAUAUUAUAUUAUUUGUAUUCUGCACCUUAAACAUAACUUGACUUAUUUAAAAUUUGAUUCUUCAAAUAUUUCAUAAUGACGUUGAGUUCCAACGAUCGUAUCUUAAACUCUGAAUAAUUCAAAUAGGUAGUCAAAAUUUGUUUGCUAAAUUGUAUAUUGUAUAAUCCCGAGGAAAUAGAAUGUAUACUUCCCUAAAUCUAAUGAUUUCAUCAUUUGUAAAGAAAUUUAUAGACUCUAAAUAAAUAAACUUAACUUAACGAUAAAGGCUUAUUGUUAAGUUGUAAAAAAUUCAUCGUAUAUUGAAGUAGAUAAAAAUUAAAAGUUACUGCU
Molecule: messenger RNA, 4045 nt
Organism: Melanaphis sacchari
Lineage: Eukaryota; Metazoa; Arthropoda; Insecta; Hemiptera; Aphididae
Product: neuroligin-4, Y-linked-like
Exons: 8
Coding region: 18-3029 (1003 amino acids)
Biological process (GO): neuron cell-cell adhesion; presynaptic membrane assembly; chemical synaptic transmission
Cellular component (GO): synapse; postsynaptic membrane; cell surface
Molecular function (GO): signaling receptor activity; neurexin family protein binding
Source: RefSeq, a predicted model, not a curated record